Molecule: messenger RNA, 2547 nt
Organism: Nerophis lumbriciformis (worm pipefish)
Lineage: Eukaryota; Metazoa; Chordata; Actinopteri; Syngnathiformes; Syngnathidae
Source: RefSeq, a predicted model, not a curated record
AUGGCUGAACGUCUGGAGGACCAUCUUCAAUGUCCCACCUGUCUGGACAUCUUCAAAGAUCCGGUCAUUCUUCCGUGCAGUCACAGCCUCUGCCGUGCCUGUCUGCAGCAGUGGAAGGACAAAGGACAACGAUCGUGUCCAGUCUGUCGGAAAGGGUUUAGUUUGAGGGAUCCGCCUGCCAACUUGGCACUGCGGAAUAUUUGUGAGAACCUUUUAGUCAAGUCAGCAGACAUGUGCAGCUUGCACAAAGAGGAACUCAAACUCUUUUGUUUGGACCACCGGGAGCUUGUGUGCCAUAUCUGCACAAAUGCAGAAAUCCACGUUGGCCACAAGAUCUGGCCCUUCGAAGAAGUUGUGAAAGGUCAUCAUGAGGAACUCCAGAAAGGCCUGCAGAGGGCCAAGGAAAGACUCAAAGAUUACAACGACUGUCGAGAGAACUGCAACGAACAGGCAGAGUACAUCAAAUUCCAGAGGGAGAAUGUAGAAUGCAAGAUUAAGAAGGAUUUUGAGGAGCUCCGUCGCUUUCUUAACGUCAAGGAGAAGGCCAGGUUGGUUGCGGUCAGGAAGGAAGAGAAGGACAAGAGUCGGACGAUGAAAAAGAAGAUUGCGGCUCUCGACAGACAAAUGGCCGCUCUCUCGAAUCUCAUCAGAAGCACUGAGGAGCAGCUGGCAUCUGGCAAUGUUUCUUUCAUGAAGAAGUUCAAGACUGCGAUGAGCAGAAUCCAGGAGCUGCCUGAAAAGCCACAGCUGCUGCCAGGUGGUCUGCUGGACGAAGCCAAACACGUGGGCAACCUCAAAUUCAAGGUGUGGGAGCGAAUGAAGGAGACGAUGGCCUAUCGUUCCGUCAUUCUGGACCGCAACACGGCCGGUCCAGAACUCAGUCUGUCCGAAGAUCUGUGCAGUGUUAUUUGGGAAGACGUACAGCAACAGCGUCCAAAGAAUCCAGAGAGGUUCCAGACGUGGCGGUCUGUGCUGGGUGCUGCUUUGGCCUCGGGAAGACAUGUGUGGGACGUUGAGGUGGGAGACAAUAAUUCUUGGGCAGUGGGGGUCGUGUUUGGGGACCCUUGUUUUCCAGAGAAAAUGACCGAACAACUGCAGUUCGACAUUCCGAACUUGUGCGCUGAGACAAACGCCGUCUUCUCAAAAACCAUGGCUGAAAGUAUGGAGGACCAUCUUCAAUGUCCCACCUGUCUGGACGUCUUCAGAGAUCCUGUCAUGCUGCCAUGCAGUCACAAUUUCUGCCAUGCGUGUCUGCAGGAGUGGAAGGACGCAGGAAAACAAUCGUGUCCAGUCUGUAGGACAGAGUUUAGGUCGCUGGAUGUCCCUCCGAACCUGGCACUGAAGAAUCUGUGUGAAAACUUUUCUCUAGCCUCAAUCAAGUCAGAGGACAUAUGCAGCAUGCACCAAGAGGAACUCAAACUCUUCUGUUUGGACCACCGGGAGAUUGUGUGCAUCAUCUGCAGAGACUCAGAAAUCCACGUUGGUCACACGUUCCGGCCCCUCAAAGAAAUUGUGAAAGGUCAUCAUGAGGAACUCAAGGAAGGCCUGCAGAAGGCCAAGGAAAGACUCCAAGAUUACAAAGAUUGUCGAGGGAACUGCAAUGAACAGGCAAAGUACAUCAAAGUCCAGAGGGAGAAUGUCGAACGCAAGAUUAAGAAGGAUUUUGAGGAGCUCCGGCGCUUUCUCGACGUCGAGGAGGAGGCCAGGUUAGCUGCAGUCAGGGAGGAAGAGCAGAAGAAGAGUAAGAUCAUAAAGGAGAAGAUUGUGGUUCUUGGCCAACAAAUGACCGCACUCUCGGAUGUCAUCAGAAGCACUGAGGAGCAGCUGGCGUCUGGCAAUGUUUCUUUCCUGAAGAACUUCAAGACUGCGAUGAGCAGAAUCCAGGAGAUGCCUGAAAAGCCGCAGCUGCUGCCAGGUGGUCUGCUGGAUGUAGCCAAACACGUGGGCAACCUCAAAUUCAAGGUAUGGGAGCUAAUGAAGGAGACGCUCGCCUACAGUCCCGUCAUUCUGGACCCCAACACGGCCAAUCCAAGAAUCAGUCUGUCUGAUGAUCUGACCAGUCUGAGUUGGGAAGACGUAGAGCAGGAGCGUCCAGAAAAUCCAGAGAGGUUCCAGACGUGGCGGUCUGUGCUGGGUGCUGCUUUGGACUCGGGAAGACACGUGUGGGAUGUUGAGGUGGGAGACACCAAUUCCUGGGCAGUGGGGAUCAAGUGGGGGGACCCUUGUUUGCCAGAGAAAAUGAUUGGUUGGCUCAUUGGAUUUCGUGAUAGGAAAUACAAUAUUCCCAGUUUCGAAUAUGGAGCAUGGAAUCCGCCUGUCAAAUUGCAGAGGAUCCGAGUUGAAGUGGACAUAAAUGAGAGCUCAUUGUCCUUCUCCGAACCUCUUACAAACACCGAAUUGUGGAAUUCUGAGAAGAACUUUCAAUGGCCAGAUUUGUCCAGGAACACAAAAAUAUAUCCUUACUUUCACACAAUAUGUAAAAUUCCUCUAAAGGUAAUCCUCAUUCCACCUGGUGUUACGACUGACAUCAGUUUGCAGUCAUGUUGA